UAAAAAAGAAAAAUCGACCCUUUUUUUAUAAAAUUUAUUUCAUUUUUUCCCUUAAAUACUCUCAGUUCCUUCUAUUUUUCAAUCUCCCAAAUUUCCUACUCUCUUGCAUUUCUCUUUCCGGUCUUUCCUAACUAAAUUUAAACAGUUGUUUAGUUUUCCUUUACGUUUUCUCUUUUGUCAAACAUUUCAAAACAUUUCAAAAUGCGAAUGAGCUGUAAUGGAUGUCGGGUUCUUCGCAAAGGCUGCAGUGAAAAUUGUAGCAUUAGACCUUGCUUGCAAUGGAUCAAAAGCCCUGAAUCCCAAGCAAACGCCACCGUUUUUCUCGCCAAGUUCUACGGCCGAGCCGGCCUUAUGAACCUCAUCAACGCCGGCCCCGAACACCUUCGCCCUGCGAUUUUUAGGUCAUUAUUAUACGAGGCUUGUGGGCGGAUUGUCAACCCGAUUUACGGUUCCGUAGGGUUAUUGUGGUCCGGAAGUUGGCAGCUUUGUCAAGCCGCCGUGGAAGCUGUGCUAAAGGGUUCUCCGAUCACGCCUAUUGCUUCGGAAUCCGCUGCGUAUGGUCAAGGACCGCCGCUAAAAGCAUACGACAUUCGUCAUGUUUCCAAAGACGAGAACUCUGCAGCCUCCAACGAUGUUCAUCGAGUAAAGACUCGUUGCCGAGUCAAGAGAACUGUGAAGCCGAAGGUGAAUAAGCCGGUGGUAAGGGAGGAAAACUGCAACGCCGAAGCCGAGGCACGGUGUUACGCGGACGAGGGAAACCGAUCGACUAGUCACGAGUCCUCGCUGAGUCAUCAGUCCGAUUUGGCCGUUUUGGAUGGGGAAAGUAAAGAAACCGAAAGCAUGAUCUCGGAGGAAACAGCAGCGGCGUCACGACUGUUUCCAGUGGAGCCGGAGUUCGGAGGAAAGGUUUCCGAUGAAAGGACGGCGGAGGGAUGCGGUGAGAUUGCGCUGGAGCUGACGUUGGGGUUUGAACCGGUGAUUUCACGUGCGUGUCACGUGGUGGUGCCCAUGAAGAAAGACGAGUGGAGGCAUAUGGCAUGUUCAAGGAUAGUCGCACGUGUAAAGUAGAGCUGGGGCUUGAUUAUCCGGCUUAAAAGGCUUUUAAAAUAAAAAAAAAAUUAUAGUUUGGUCCAGUUUUGGCGGCUCGGUUUCGGUAUUUGUUUAUUUUACACAGAAGAGCUGUGGACUUUUUUUUUCUUUCUGUUUUUUUUUUUUUGUAAAUUUUUUGGGUUUUUUCUUGUUUCCCUUUAUGAAAUAAAAAUAUGAUGUAAAAAAAAGUGGUUUACAUGAAUAGGAAUGGUAAAUUUAUAGAGGGAAUCAGUAAGAA
Molecule: messenger RNA, 1327 nt
Organism: Durio zibethinus
Lineage: Eukaryota; Viridiplantae; Streptophyta; Magnoliopsida; Malvales; Malvaceae
Product: LOB domain-containing protein 40-like
Biological process (GO): regulation of gene expression
Source: RefSeq, a predicted model, not a curated record